Porites lobata is the source of this 6682-nucleotide messenger RNA. Lineage: Eukaryota; Metazoa; Cnidaria; Anthozoa; Scleractinia; Poritidae. The record is from the annotation of a GenBank genome assembly.
CAUGAACCUCGAGCUCGCAACGACUACUUUUUUUCUUGUAAAUUUUUGUGUGGUAAUCGCCACUGAAACAGUCAAAAAACCUCAUAUCUUGUUGAUACUGGUUGACGAUCUUGGCUGGAGCGAUGUCGGUUUCCAUGGGUCGAAAAUCCGCACACCAAAUGUCGACAGGUUGGCGAGCGAUGGUGUCAUACUGGAUAACUAUUACGUACAGCCUUAUUGCACUCCUACACGAGCCUCUCUUAUGACAGGCCGAUACCCAAUUCACACCGGUAAGAUGGACCCAGCAGAGUCAGAUGCAAGGCUGUGCGGUAAAUAGACCUCUUUAGCUUGUAUGUUUUGCUUCCAGUGAAGGUCUCAAAGGAAUUUGGUCAUUUCUCCUUUCAUAAAUUAUGUGUAUUACGUGAAUAAAAAGAAAUUUGGGACUGAAAUUUGAAAGGAAAAAUUCUUGAGUAUUGUCACAUGACCUACAUUGGGAAAACAAAGUACAGAAGCUAAUGAGGUCUAUUUUAAUAAAGAUCCGAGGCAUUAUUAAUAAACAAAUGUGCUCUGUUGUUUUUAUUCUUCUGCUGGUCAAUGAGAUGCAAAUAAGUAUGAGAUAUUUUCUGCCAUUCUUGCCUGCACUCAGAGACCAAGUUAUGCUCUCUCCCCUCUGAGUCCCUGUCGUCUUGAUUUAUUGGGCUCGGAAUAAAGUGAAAAGAGGACAAUUCCAUACCUACCGGCAAUUUUUUUCAUUUAAUACUUACCCUAGAUAGCGAAUAUGGUCAGAAAUAUCGCUGAGGAAUCUGUGGCUUGUUCCCUUCUCUCCUAGAUUUGAUAAUAUUUCUUAGCCAAUAAUCUCAUCUUUUAAUAUCCAGAUAUAUUUCAUCCUCAAGUUAAAGACCGAUAGGCAGAAUUAGUAAGGAUGAUGAGAUUUUCCCAUCAUACGUCUUUUGUAGUUAAUUUUUUAUCUCAGGUAAUUGUUGCUUUUUUUGUGUUUUUGGGUAUGGUAAUGUAUGCUAAUGAAGUUGAAGCAAAGGAAAAAUAAAUUAACACACCUAAGAUAAAAAGUUAACUACAACAUAUCUAACUGCCGCUGAACCUCCAAAGAUAUAUCUCUUUUUAGUAAAACUAGUGGUCUAUUAUCAAUGCUGCAUAUUUCUGAUUGGUUGAGUUACUACUAGGCUAUAUUUUAUGGCCCACUAGUAGCGAAAAGCGCCGGCUUUGAAAACCAAAACAAUGGCAGCUGAAUUGUGUUUUGCUAGCUAACAUUGUUUUGUCUCGAUAUUUUUGACCAACUAGUUGGAUUUUUAAAACGAUUGUUCCUCUUGCCCUCAUGGCCUCUGAGUCAAUAGCCCAUGUGGCCUUCAGGCUCGAGGAAUAAUAAUUGUUAAAUAUCAUACUUUACCCUAUAAUUUCACCUACCCGUCUAUUUUGAUUUUACAGGUCUUCAGCAUAGGGCAGUUCUGUGUUUAACUCCUUUUGGCUUACCUCUACAUUUUUCCACCCUUCCAGAAAAGCUACAAGAAGUAGGUAAGAAGUUUAAAGUACACCAAGAUUGCAUGAGCAUUAGGUUAACGGAGCAUCUCUUAUUUUUUGUGUGUGUUCACUUCAGCAAUCAUCUGCUUCAUAGUUAAGUUCUUCUGCUUCCCAUUACACUCUGCAUGUCACCUGGGUGAAGUUCAACAGAGAAGAUUAGGGAUAAUUCAAGUCCACUAUAGUGGAGAUGUCGUUAUAUCACAUUACCACAUUGGAUCUCAACAAGCCUUGGUAUGGCAAAAAAAAAAAAAAUGACAGGUGUGAGCAUGAUUGCACUCAGGAACCAAACGGUAGCCCGUGAAUCUUUUCCAUCGUUUGACAGUGCAAAUGGCUGUCUCUGUCAAGAAAGAUUGUUAAGUUCCAGAAAUUUUGCCACCAUGAUAACCUGCAGUGGCAGAUCCAGACCUUAAGAUAAAGGGGGAGGGGACAGUCAUCCAGACCCUGAGAUAAGGGGGGGGGGGGGGCUAGUCUCCAAAAAAAAGUUUUGUCGGUCCUUCGGGCCUCAGUUUGGUCUAAAAAUAAGGGCGGGCCCAGCCAGACCCUUCCCCUGGAUCCACCACUGACCUGAUGUCACACUUCUCCUCCCUAUGGUCUUUGGACAGUAGAGGGAUAAAACUUUAAGCACCUCACGCAACAUUAAUAAACCUUCCUAUGGCAAAGGUGUCUGCCACAUUAAUAUACCUUUGUACCUACAGGUUAUAGAACCCAUAUCAUUGGAAAAUGGCAUCUAGGACAUCACACAUCAGCGAGCCUUCCAACAAACCGAGGAUUUGACUCAUUUUUUGGAUUUGUCAAUUAUGGACGUGAUCACUAUAAUCACACCCAUGAUGGCUUCCUGGACUUCUUCAGAGGAGAGGAAGUGACAAGAGAAUAUCAUGGACAGUACGCUACUCAUCUAUAUGUAAAGGUAAUACGGUCAAACCCGGCGUUAAUUAACAGACACUGAGGGGGCCAUAGAAAAAAAUAAGAGAAAAUGUAAGAGUUUUGUUUCCCCAAGGACAAAGCAAACUCUCCAUAAUAAUGGGGUGUCCGCAUUAAAAAUUUUAUUAAAAUGUCGAAAUUACCUUUUGUAAGUAUUUAAAACUGCGAAGAAGGUUCCUUUGGUGCAAUGUAUUGUUAUUUUUUCUAGUAACCUCUUGAAAAGUGCAAUAAAUAAAAAAAUCAGAAAAAAAAAUCAGUUAGACAUCUAACAUUUGCGUCUCAAAAAGUUGUGAGUCUGUACACUUUUAUAACAGAUAUGAAUAAGAUGGUAAUAAAUGAUCGAAAUGAUAGGUUUAAUAUGCCUUUCUUCAUGAAAUCAGGAAGCCAAUAGAAUUAUCGCAGAACACAAUUCGUCUACGCCGCUGUUUCUUUACAUGGCGUUUGAGAACGUCCACGACCCGAUUCAAGCGCCCGACGAAUAUCUGAGAAAGUACAAGAUUAUUGAGGACAAAAAAAGAAGAGGCUACGCUGCGAUGAUGGAUAUAGUUGAUGAAGCUAUUGGAAAUAUAACGGCGGCGUUUGAAGAAAAAGGGUAAGGAAAAGUCAUGUCGUUUAUAAUGUGAUUGUUUUUUAAAAGGAAAGAGUUAAUUGAGUUUAGCUGUGGGACCAGUCAACCUUUUGCGUUUAAAUGCUUACGGUUACCACGAAAAAUUUGUGCCACGUUUUCACCACGUGCUCGACGGCAUGAUUUUCCCGCCGUUUUUUCAUGCCGUUUGUAACUCGUAAAUUUUUAUUUUUGAAAUUUUCAAUCUUAAGUUUAAUUGAAAAGUUUGUUUUAGUUCAGAAGUCGCAGAUAAAGUCAGAAGAGUCAUUAAAAAAGUAAAAAAUUGACAGUAGAAUUAUUAUUUCCAGAAGACUGGCAAAAUUCUCCGAAAUAAGUACCUAGUCUAAAACGUUUUUAAAUCCUACUGAUUCAGAAAUUGUGUUCAGUCAUUGUGCUGUAUUUUACUUUUCUCCAUUGAGUUUUGUACGGUAUGUGGAAAUUUGAAUUGUGCGCAUAUUUUUCACAACAGAGCGCAAAAUGCAAGUUCACAUUGCUGAAGAACAUUUUUUUGUACAGCCUUCCAGUAUGGCGGUUUUUAAUUGACUUUCGAAGACAAUUAAAUUUCUCGCGCCAAUUUUUUUAUAGAGUACCAGUAAUAAUUUUCGCUCACAACUUUUGACAGACUAAAGCUAACGAUUCUUUCAGGGAAUUCGCACAAAAUGCUGGACCUCCGCCUAAUUAUACAUCCUUCGUGGAAUUUUAGUGCUGACUGGAAUCUUCUGUAAGCGAAAACCGAUUUUGGGCCACGAUUUUUAGUGGCGGUUGCUUGCAGAAGGCUGUCGUUUACAAGCUUUUUAAAAGGUGAUGUUACACGAGACGGUUCGCAACAACGACUUAUAGCACAACUCAGCGUGGCAACAUUGUUGCGACAUUGUUUUGGAUAGUUACAUUGUUCCAACAUUGCACCGCUGUGUUGCGCUAAAAAUCGUCGUUGUAAAUCGUACCGUGCAACACCACGUUUACUAGCAUAUUGUUUGAUUGGGAAAAGUGAUUUUGGUUUGUAUUUAAAAAAAAAACUUCGCCUCUUUCUAGCGGGGAUGCAUAUGGACUUAGACUACGAGUAGUCCCCAUUUUUCCUCAGGGAUAGUAGAGUGAGCGAAACGCGAGCGCGCGUGAAAAUCAUCCUAUGCGAGAAAAGGCGACACGAGGCGGGGAGAGAGAAAAUUUUCCGGCGCGUGUCACUUUUUCUCGCGUGGAGUGAUUUUCACGCGCGCUCGCGUUUUGCUCGCUCUACUAUCCCUGAGGAAAAAUGAGGACUACUCGUAGUCUAAUAUGGACUGGGCAAAACUCAGACAAGAUGGUUCUUCAUGAAUUUAUUUGCAGGAUUUCAACUUGUUUAAAAUAUCACUUCUUUAUUCUUGCUCCACAGGUUAUGGAAUGACACACUUGUGAUAUUCAGUUCAGAUAAUGGGGGAGAUCCUGUAAAUAGAGGCUACAACUACCCCCUGCGUGGAUACAAAAGAACCCUGUGGGAGGGAGGGGUGAGAGCGCCUGCUUUUGUUUAUGGAAAGAUGCUUAUACAAAAAGGAGUGAUCGUCAAGGAAUUAAUUCAUGUCACAGAUUGGUACCCAACUCUCGUCCGUUUAACAGGUAAUUGAAACUACUUCAUAAGCUAGUUAAAGUAACUUUACGCAAGAUUGAUCAAGCGCACUGAAGCUUCAUUUUAACAUCUUUACGCUAACAAAUCCCACAGAACAACUUCUCAUAAGAAGUCGAUCCACACAAAGGGCAUUCGGCAGGUUAUUAACUCUUUUCAAGAGUUGCCUAUCGAAUGGAUUUGUAUCAGUCCAGCAGGCAAUUCGUGAGAGGAGCCCCCUUCUCCCCCCACCUCCCUCUCACCCGCCGGUUCGGGUAGGAGGUGACUCGGCAUUCCCCACUCCAGACGAGAAGUGGGUAGUCGUACGUACGCGCGCAAGUAUGUCUUGCGAGGAGGCUCGACGAAAAACGCUAGAAUUAAUAACAGGUAUACUCUUUCUCUCCUUGCACUUUAGGUUACCGUUCUAACAAUAAAUCACUAUUCGCCACUCCAUCAACGAUAGGGAGAAUGGACACAAGCUGUCGGCGCGACGAUUUGUGGGAUCUUUGCAUGGACAAGCGCGUGUUAUGAUCGGUUACUAAUGCUUUUCCACCUAUGCGAUCCCAUAAAUCUUCGCACCCAAGGCUUGCGCCCUUUCUCCGUGAAGGUUAUGGAAUGAAAAAUUGAAUAGGCCCAUAUAGGCUAUCUUCAACUAAUUUCUUAGGUGGUACCAUGGACUCUAGUGAUAUUCCAGUAGACGGCUUUGACGUUUGGGACACCAUUGCAAAGGGAGCACCUUCACCCAGAACUGAAAUCCUCCUAAAUAUCGAUUUUCCUGAGAAAAGGCCUGGCCUUCUUCUGACCUAUGACACGUGGUACACAGGAGCGGCAAUUCGUGUCGGCGACAUGAAGUUGUUGAUACAUGUCCCCAAUGCCACUUGGUACCAGACUCCAGAGGAUGGCGGGAUUGCCCCACCGAUGGAAGACAUUUGGGUAACAGUGUGAUUAUUCAUUCCUCCCUCCCCCCACCCCCUGCGACCUCCUGCCCCCCUACCACCACCACCCAUUUUUCUUCCUUUACUACAGAAGACUGAUCACCCGUUACUAUUUUAACCUGAGGGAUCACCACACUACAGAAUGCUAAAUGGUUAAUCGGGCGGGCAAUUUAACAUAAAAACGUUUGAAAAUUAUCAGGUGGAAGCAGACAGCCUUAAAAUACAAAAUGUUAGGUAUUUUUUCUCUAAAAUAAAAAAAUAAAAAUAAAAAACAAUGGCUACUCGCAAGGCACUUGGCGGGGGUGUGUUUCUUUCAGACUAGCCAGCCUCAUACAACCUUGUGGCUCCUUUUUGGGUUUUCUUCUAUUAAGUCUCACUCUCCAUAUUCCACACUCGCUCCCGUCUUUUCGUUUGAAGACCAUUUCGUUUUCGUAUGAACAACAUAAAAAUACAGUCAACUCUCUUUAAGAUGGACACCUUCGGGACCGGCCCGACUGUCCGUCUUAGAGAGGUGUGCGGCUUACAGAGAGUCGAGAUUAAAGUGACACCAGAUAUUGUAAGAGAAUAAAAAUGAACCCAUCCGCAAUUAACACACUUCUGUUUAUCUUUUACAAGACAGCUAAAACUGGAACAUUGUAACAGAAAAGUGGAAUCAUUUUCUCAUUGUUCAAUGUAAAUUGUACGUCACUUUGUAAGACUUGUUGUUUAAGCUGCAAAGGAGAAAUUUAUCAGCAUAAGUCCUUUACGUGUUUUUGACUCCUUCUUUCUCUCUUUCUCUCUCAGGAUCAAAAAACAAACAUUGUAGAAUUGGCUCUUUUCAACAUAUCCGCAGAUCCGACUGAACGACACGAUUUAAGCCGCAGAAAUCCUGAUAUUGUGCGGCAAUUAAAGGCACGCAUACACGAAUAUCAGAAAACCGCUGUUCCACCCGGAAUCGUACCAGAUGAUAUAAUGGCGUUAGUUUUGGCCAUGAAAAAUAAAGCUUGGAUACCCUGGAGAAACACGUGCAAUGCGAGAUGAAUAUUCAGUGUGUUCAGCUACUGUAUAUUCAAACUUGCAACAAGAACGUCUCGAGCCCGGUGUUGUGGAUGCGUGGCAUAGGGCAAUGGAGUUCAUCAGAACAACCAUAAG